Lachancea nothofagi CBS 11611 is the source of this 1824-nucleotide messenger RNA. Lineage: Eukaryota; Fungi; Ascomycota; Saccharomycetes; Saccharomycetales; Saccharomycetaceae. The record is from the annotation of a GenBank genome assembly.
AUGACCAACUUAACGCGCCGAAUUCACCGCAAAACAGGUUGUGUGCCAUGCAAAAUUCGCAAGAAAAGGUGCUCGGAGCAUAAGCCGACAUGUACAGAUUGCGAUCGCCUGGGAAUCUCAUGCGUGUAUCUACCUAGCAAAUGCCCCAAAGAAGAGGUAAAUUACUACCGGGAAAGAGUGGAGAGCGAGUUGUCUGAAAGAAAAAGACGAAGACCGAGCGGCGCCACAACUACAAUCGGUAAGGAAAGCCUUGAUGACCCAAUUGAAGAGAUAACGUCCAAUGCGGUAUCUGCUGAUUUGAGUGAGGAGGAAUUUCAAUUAGUUUCGUACGAAGAGCCACUCGAUACCAACUUCCUCGAACUCACACGAUUGGCAUUCUCUCCGCCGCAGCCACUCUCCGAUCCACUAUUGAUGCGCCUUGAUGACACUGCGUUGCAUCUGUACAAUUACUACCGCGAAUCACUGUCUCAAAUCGUGUCUAUUGCCCCGUCAAGACAAAAUUAUUACCUACAAAUCUUUCUGCCGAUGGCGCAUCAAAAUGAAGGAAUUUUGUAUGGUAUCCUAGCAUGGGCAGCACAUCAUUUGUCCCUUGGUGGAAAUAGUGUAACUACGGGCGGUCAACGCUUGGGUUUCGUCAAAGAAACAAGUCCGGCAGCUUUAGAUGAUAUUUAUAGAGAGAUUCCCAUGUUCGAGGACGAGACUGCACCAUCCUCGUCAUCAUUGUCUUCAAGCUCCUCCACAUCUAGAGAAUUUUCAACGCAAGCGCUGUCUGCGUGCUCGGACGCUGGUGGUGUUACUUCUACACAACCAGAUCCGCGCUAUGCAGCGCUCGCAAACGAAUAUACUUUGUACUCUCUUCAACGGCUUGCCAAUCCCGAGACGCACGGACUUCUCCUGGCACUAGCUAACAUCUUGGUUCUCUGUGGGGCAGAGAUCUGCCAGGGCGACGUUGCACGUUGGCGCGUGCUUCUUCAAUGUGGUGCUCGAAUGAUAAAAGACUAUGCCCCAAAUAGCAAUAUUGGGGAACUGUUAGCAGAUAGCGAAAAGGCCGCUUCGCAAAAGGACGCCAAAGUAACUCGAUGGCUUUUAUCAAAUUUUGUUUAUCAUGAUAUUUUGGGCUCUGACAAGACCCAUUUUCCAAUGCAGCAGUAUGAUCGAAUUCUUCAGGAUCCUAAUAGCUCCCAAAAUUAUCCUGUGGAUCCUUUAUAUGGUGUGAAUCGACCGAUAUUCCGAAUUCUGGGCCAAGUCAAAAAUCUUGGCCGCAAACUAAAACACGAGUUGAGCACUGCCACCCACCCAAAAAUUCUUCUAGAUGAGAGCCCUCUGUUCGAAAUAAUGGCAGUGGCUCAAGGAUUGCAAGAAUCUCUCUAUAACAUGGCGCCAAGUGAAAAUGAUCUUGCGUGGUACCUUAAUCUCGCGGAUUCGGGCGAUGAUGCACGUCCACUAGCGCAGACACUCUUCUCUGUUUUCCGCACCACUGCUUUAUUGCAUCUCAAAUCAGCAGUACUCCGACAAGACAUCCGAUCCUAUGAAAUUCAAUUCUUGGUUCUAAAGCUAUCUGAUGAGCUGGAUAAAGUGCUCGGCUCACCGCUCGAAGGUGGGUUGUGCUUCCCAUUAUUCAUUUGCGGUGUUAAUGCGUUCUAUCUUGCGCAGCGGUCCAACGUACAGAACAAAUUUGCCGACUUUCUCAAACGGUAUAAAUUUCGAAACGUGGAGAGAGCGCUUAGCGUGCUACUGCAACUAUGGCAAAGCUACGAUCGUGGUCUUACGCGCGACUGGUACGACAUCGUAGACGAGAUCGGAUGGGAUCUCAAUUUUGCAUAG